AUGUAUGCUAAAUGGCGUAGAACAAGUUAACAAAAAUAUCCAGAUCUUUCUUAACAUUUUAAAAAUUAAGUGAUAACAAGGAGGCGAUCUUGUUAUUGUGAUAAUUGCGGUAGGCUAAGCCAAUUUUAAUAAAUUCAUCAAAGUAACGAAUGGGUGCCACUGCAAAUCCAGAAUGAAGAAUCCAAAAAAGAAUUACUAUAGUAGAAAAUUUAGAAUGAUGAAAAAUAGCAAAUCAGUAAGAAUUCAAGAACUAUGUCUACAUCCAUGAGUCAGGCUCCUUCUUUUUAUAAGAAUUCAGAUCGAAAGCCUAGACGGAAUAGUUGUAAUUGCUCUGAAUGUGGGCCUAUGUCAGAAUACCAAAUUAAACAUAAGGACGUUCCUUAUAUUAAAAUGAAAAAGUCGAAAAAGCUUUUUGUUAUAAAAAGAAAAAACCUUACACAUAGUCGAACAAUUCAACUCGAAUAAAUGCAAAGCAGAAGCAGGAUCGAUCCUAAACAACUGAUUUAAUAAAAAAAGCAAAUGAUGAGUCUGAGACAUAUUGACUAUUAACACAGAAGACUCAAAACUGAAUGCGUGAGUUUCAGCUGGAUUGUUCUUCCUACAAUUAAAGAUUUCUCAUGCAGAUAGACGAAAAAGCUAAUGUGA
This is a messenger RNA of Paramecium octaurelia, 645 nucleotides long. The record is from the annotation of a GenBank genome assembly. NCBI's taxonomy places the organism in Eukaryota, Ciliophora, Oligohymenophorea, Peniculida, Parameciidae.